GACUUUUCAGCAAACAUGACGCGACUCGCAUUAGAACAAGUGACUGAUUUCGGUGAUUUCACGAAAGGAAAGGAUCUAAAAGAGUUUUUCAAGCAGGCAUACUCCAACAUCUCAUCUCAAAACUGCCUGUCCGAUGUGCGUCUGAGUCCAGAUGGACGUCACAUUCAUGUCAUUGUGCGUCAGCCCAAGAGUGGUCUUAUGACACAUGACAAAUAUCAGCGACUUCAUCUCAUGCAAUGCCAGAAGCACAAUGAUUUAGUGCUAUCUGGAAAUGCGCCUGUAGUGGAUGUCAUUUAUAUCCCUCAAAGCAAACCAGAAGACGGAGCCUCUGUGCUUGGAGUAAUAUUUGAGAAUGGAAGAGUGGAAUUCUGGAAAUUCCUAGAGUGCAGAUCAGGCUGGCAUUUACUCCAGACUGUGGAUCUGUGUAACAGCCCUCGUGCUAAAGUCAGUUCUGUGUGCAUGUGUCAGAAUUUCAUUAUAUGGUGUGAGGAGCGACCACCAUCUGAGAACUCCAAUAGUGUAUGCAGCAACUUCAGGUUCUGCAUCUGCAAAAAGACUAUAGAAGUUAAUGAGGGAGGUGUCAAUUUAGGAAACGUGAAAAUUGCAUUGCACAAUAAUCCUCGAUACGCAACCGUCAGUUCUGGGGAUUUGGUCUAUCUGCUCCCAGACAUGAGGGAAAACUCUUCCAUGGGUGUUUUGAAAGUGUUUCUUGCAUGGUCUCCUGAACACGAUACCUUUAAAGUGCAUAGUGCCUGUAGUUGCACACUUAUGAAAAGCUCAAGCAAGGAAUCUGACUUCAAGAGACUUGUUACAGACUGCAUUGGCCUUCUAGCCACCAUAAAUCCUCCUGAUAUCUGUGGAUUCUCUCCCACUGGAUGUGGAGACCUCCUUCUCCUUCUUAGCACUGGUUGGGUAUGCAUUAUGAAGAGGGAUGGCAGUCUUCACCACAUAUACAAACUUCCUGAUAAUUGCCUAAGUGCUAGUGGGACCCAAAAUAGCCUGAAAAUAUAUAACGAAAUCCUGGCACUAACAAUAGGCAGGACCCUCUUCUUAAUCGACACCAAAUGUGGUCUGGAAUUAGAAAGAAUAAGUAUGAAAACAGAAGGUCUUCUCUUCAUAAACACUUUGGACAGUCACUCUCCACUAAUGCUGUCAGAAACCGGGCUGUUUGUGGUCACGCAAAAACCGAAGCCUUCUCCAACACUUUCAGAAGACUCGAGUGCACUCUUAGUUGAGGCUGUCUUUGAGGAGGCAUGCAAAUACUAUCAGCAAAGAAGUCUAAGUAGCACACAGCUCACGGUGGAGAAGCUCAAAAAAGGUGGGAUGUUUCAAGCGCCCAUAUCGCUGGCCGCCAUCCUCAGGGAUUACCUCCGCAACCAGAAGAUCAAAACUGGUGAGAAACAUUCCACAGGUCAAGAAAGGCUCAUGAGCUCACUCGAAUCAGAGCUUAGGAGUCUCGUUUUGUUGGAGGACAUCAAAACAUCAGUGGUGAAGGCUUCGGAGAAAGAUCUAGAGAACUAUUGUGAAAGCUUGGUGCAGCAGGAGAUCUGCCGGCUGCUUAGCGGUGAGCUAGAGAGGGAGAAUCUUCAAUAUCUAAACAGCAUCUUCCAUCUCUUUCCCACUUACUCCUGGCAUGCCAUGCAAGCGGUUCUGCAUCUGAGGUGCAACGGUGAGGGUUUGUUGUUGUCUAAAGCUCCUGCUGAGUUAUGGAAAAUCAUCCUCAGCCCUGUGCAACCCACAGCAAACUUUGCUCACUGCAAUGGUCAGCAGAAACUCACUACGGUGCCUGUUUUUGAGCUCUUGUGCCAAUCUAUCUUCAAAUUCCAGCCCAGCUGGCUCCCCAGAUUUCUCGAACUGGCACAACAACAAUCAGGCGGGUCCUCCAAGUCUCCGUGGGGUUACAGCAUGAAGGAGAGCUCUGAGAGCUUGCCGCUCUAUAAACGGGCCUUGACUGUGCUCCCUUGCAAAGGGACCUACCAACACCUGGAAGUGGAGCUGCUUUUGUGCAGCGAGCGGCCUAAAGCGAUAAUGCAAGCGUUGCGGAUUCUCAUCAAGCAAGGCCAGUGGGAACGGGUUGCGCAAGUAGCUGAGAGGUUCUGCCGGCAGAGCCCGCUUCUGAACAAAGAGAUUUUCAUUGCUCUGCUGUGCGAAGUGUCCCAACAUAGAGACUUGGACCCCUAUUUGGACCUGCUAUGGACUCUUUGUCCAGAGGACAUGACUGUGACGAGCAUACUUAAUAUUGUAUUGAAAAACCUGCCUGAUUCAAUGCAGAACUCUGGUCCUUUCGAGGCUCAUGGCAGCCAGGUCACCAUCGGGCUUUUGAAACCGCUGCUCAGAAAAGUUCUCCAAAGGGAGACCAAACCGAGCCAAAGGUACGCAGAUAUCCUUCAGUCACCCACAGUUCCUCCGCUCACUCCUCCACGCCAGCCAAAGGGACUUUUCAGAGAUGCUGACCUAGAUGCUGAGCAGCAGGAAACCAAGCAGAGGACUUCCUCUGGAUCUCAAGUGACAUCUCAAACCAAGCUGGUCUGACUUUCCCACUCUCAAAUCAUGUCUGACCCUUUCAAUAGACUGUUAUUAAAAGGGUCUUAGAGGUACAGGUUAACUCAAAAUUAAAUUCUGUCAUCAUCUGCUCAUGUUUAUGUCAUUUCAAACCUGUAUGACUUUCUUCUUUGGAGCACUUAAGAAUAGAUUCUGAUAAACAAUUUAACAGUUUUAUCCUUACAUUAAAAGACAAUUUCAUCCAAAACAAUCUUUGGACCCCAUUGACUUUCACUGUAUUGCCUGUAUAUUGUGUUCUACAAAACAAGUAGUUAUACAGGUUUGAACAACAUGAGGGUGAAUAAAUGACACAAUUUUAUUUUUGGGUCAGCUGUCCCUUUAAGAAGUACUAUUUACAUAACAUGGUCUGAACAAAAUUACGGAGCUUCGGAUCGAACCAUAUUUCAUUAACUAUUGAAAUUGUAAAGUAAUAACUCGCAAUGCACAGAUGUUUAACUAGUGCUUAAUUAUUCCUAAUAUAGAAUGUAAUGUUGUUUUUAUGUUUAUCAAGUUUGCUGCAUUUCACCUAAUGUGUUUUUGGUGUCUUAAAACAGUAUUUUCUCUUUCUUAACUUUCAGUUGUGUCUUUUUUUUAUAGCCAUCACAUAAAGGCAUGCUGUCACCCUGAUCCUAAUGCAAGGUCAGAGAUGACUAAGCAUUAUCCACAUUUCAUGCUCUAGAUCAUUUAUUGUAUAAACUCUUAGAAUAAUAUCUUUUUUUCUGUUGACACUACAGUUUGUCAUCAUAUGCUGGUGUAAUUAUUAUUUUAAGAUAAUCGCGUGGAAGAUGUAAGCUAAGAACUGUAUUUGUCAUUAAUAAAAAUGUACAGUAAUAUAAAAUGUAAUCAUUGGACAUUUUAGAUUUGGUCAUUUCAUGUUAAAUGCCUUAUAUAUUUCAUGAAUUGCUCUUGUAUUUAGUGCUAUCACAGGGAUUAUAACAGUAAAAAGCAAUUAAAUAUGACUCAUGUAUUGCUGCCACUCCUUUUCAAGUCUCUUUGUGAGCUAAAGUGUCACAGCCUUCAUUGGUGAUUUCUGGUUUUGUGGUCAGAGAGGGGAAUUCUGAUGUGUUUCCAAUGCAAAGCUUUAUAAACUCACUAGGUCUGUACAGCCCCACCCUCUGCAUUCUCCUACUGAGCUCAGCAGCAGCAUUCACAGCACUGCUUUAAAUUCAAUUAAACUAAAUUCUAUUAUCCAGUGACCAGCUUCAAACUCAAUCACAUUGGACAGGCUUGUGUUGUCCUGAAUUGACUCGUCAUAGCUAAUUGUAUUUGGAGAGCUGAAACACUUCUAUUUUCUCUUUGUGAUGCAAGUGUUUACUAAGUAUUGGUAUUCUGCACUAUGUAUUUGAAUGUAUUUUAUUUUAUGAUCUAAAGUAAUUAACUAAAGGCACUAAAAAUGUACAUUUAAAAACAUUUAGUAAAAAUGUCUGAAAUAUCUCUUUGUGUGCUACUGUUAGACAAAUCUGUGCCGCAUUCUGUCUGCCGAGGAAAAAGUGAAUUGUUUAACACUCACACUGGCAUGCUUGAGUAAUUGCGGAUUCUUGAGACGUGGGACAAAACAUUCAUUAAAAAAAAAAAAACAUUUCCAGUUUGAUUAUUAGAGAUGAUUGCAAGAAUGGGUCUACACAAAUGUAAAUCUUAUUUACGUCUUUUUUUUUUUGAUAAUUUGCAAUUUCAAGUUUUUUUUUCUGCAACACCACAAAAACAA
This is a messenger RNA of Sinocyclocheilus rhinocerous, 4246 nucleotides long. It is a transcript of the gene hps6, whose product is annotated as HPS6 biogenesis of lysosomal organelles complex 2 subunit 3. Gene Ontology annotation, cellular component: BLOC-2 complex; lysosomal membrane. Gene Ontology annotation, biological process: organelle organization; lysosome localization; protein localization to membrane. The record is from RefSeq and is a predicted model, not a curated record. The transcript has 3 exons. Bases 16 to 2532 code for a protein of 838 amino acids. Lineage: Eukaryota; Metazoa; Chordata; Actinopteri; Cypriniformes; Cyprinidae.